GGAAAACAUCCAGAUCCCGAUCUAGCGCACUCCACUCCACUCCCCUGAAAAAACAAAACAAACAGUGCGCGCUCCACUCCCCGUCACGCGACCCGUCGACGAACGGCCGCGCCCAUCGAGCGCACCGCCGGCGCCCUCCCCUCCCCUCCGCCGGGCCUUGUUGCCGUAGUGCUGUGCAACGUCCCCGUGCGACGAGCCAAUGAUGGCCAGAGCUGCACUUCUUCCUGUUGCGUUGCUGAUGUACCUUGCACUGGCCGGCAGUGUCAAUGCUGCACGGAAGUCGACGGCCGGAUUCUAUGAACUCAAGAACAGGAAGGGGGAUUUCUCCAUCAAGGUCACCAACUGGGGAGCUGCCCUUGUGUCUGCCAUUGUCCCUGAUGGCAAAGGGAACUUGGCUGAUGUUGUCCUUGGGUACGACACUGUUGCUGAAUAUGCUAAUGGCUCUGCUUCAUUCGGAGCGACGGUUGGGCGCGUAGCCAACAGAAUCGCCAACGCCCACUUUGUUCUUGACGGGAAAACCUAUCACCUCCUCCGUAACGACGGGAACAACACGAUUCACGGAGGCCCCAAGGGGUUCGGCAAGGUCAUUUGGACGGUGAAGGAGCAUGUGAGCCAUGGUGACUCCCCAUACAUCACCUUCUACUAUCACAGCUUGGACGGAGAGCAAGGAUUCCCAGGCGCCCUCGACGUGUACGUGAAGUACCAGCUGUCCCGCCCGUACGACCUGAGCAUCCGCAUGAACGUGACUGCGAGGAACAAGGCGACGCCGGUAAACCUCGCGAACCACGCGUACUGGAACCUGGCCGGCCACGGCAGCGGCGACGUCCUCAAGCACGAGCUCCAGAUGUUCGCCUCACACUACACGCCCGUCGACGCAUCCAUGAUACCGACGGGCCAGGUCGCGUCCGUGGCCGGCACAAUGUACGACUUCGGCAGGCGGAUCCCCGUGGGCACCAACAUGAAGAUCGUCCCGGGCGGCGGCGGCGGGUACGACAUGAACUACGCCGUGGACGGGCAGCACGGGCAGCAGAACGCGAUGCGGCCGGUGGCGCGCGUCCUGGAGCCCAAGUCCGGGCGGGCGUUCGAGCUGUGGGCGAACCAGCCCGGCGUGCAGUUCUACACCGCCAGCUGGCUCAUCAACGAGAAGGGGAAGGCCGGGAAGGUGUACGGGCAGUACGGCGCGCUGUGCCUGGAGACGCAGGCGUACCCCGACGCCGUCAACCACCCCAACUUCCCGUCGUCCAUCGUGAGGCCCGGCCAGGUGUACAAGCACGACAUGGUCUUCAGGUUCUCCUACCAGGCCACCUACGACGCGUGAGACGUAGUAGUGCUUGAUCGUCCGUCGUUUCUUGUGGACUGUGCGGUAACAUUUUGGUAGCUUGUGUAAUAAGAUGUGGCAUUGGGACGAGGACAUGAGGUUGCUGUCAUUUGACCGCGUAAUAAAAUGCCGCUUCUACUGGA
Triticum urartu is the source of this 1461-nucleotide messenger RNA. RefSeq lists its product as uncharacterized. NCBI's taxonomy places the organism in Eukaryota, Viridiplantae, Streptophyta, Magnoliopsida, Poales, Poaceae. Gene Ontology annotation, biological process: glucose metabolic process; beta-D-galactose catabolic process via UDP-galactose, Leloir pathway. Gene Ontology annotation, molecular function: aldose 1-epimerase activity; carbohydrate binding. The record is from RefSeq and is a predicted model, not a curated record.